Malania oleifera is the source of this 902-nucleotide messenger RNA. RefSeq names its product probable NAD(P)H dehydrogenase (quinone) FQR1-like 1. NCBI's taxonomy places the organism in Eukaryota, Viridiplantae, Streptophyta, Magnoliopsida, Santalales, Ximeniaceae. The record is from RefSeq and is a predicted model, not a curated record. Bases 122 to 733 code for a protein of 203 amino acids. Gene Ontology annotation, molecular function: NAD(P)H dehydrogenase (quinone) activity; FMN binding. The transcript is spliced from 4 exons.
UAUAUAAUGGGACUCCGCCCUUCCCAUUUUCUCCAACGUUCUGACUUCCGACUUCGUAUUGCUCCAGAGAGAAAGAGCGAGAGACAGGAACAGGGAGGGAGAGAGCUUCGAGAACUUAUCAAUGGCUACCAAAGUAUAUAUCGUGUACUACUCUAUGUAUGGGCAUGUUGAAAAACUUGCAGAAGAAAUAAAGAAAGGAGCUGAAUCUGUUGAAGGAGUUGAAGCCAAAUUGUGGCAGGUCCCAGAGACACUGUCAGAUGAGGUGCUUGGAAAAAUGAGUGCACCACCUAAGAGUGACGUGCGUAACAUUACGCCCGGUGAGCUAGCCGAGGCCGAUGGAUUUGUUUUUGGCUUCCCCACAAGAUUUGGUAUGAUGGCUGCUCAAUUCAAAGCAUUUCUGGAUGCAACUGGAGGCCUAUGGAGAACACAACAACUUGCUGGUAAGCCUGCUGGGAUCUUCUAUAGCACUGGAUCUCAAGGCGGUGGGCAGGAGACGACAGCGCUGACAGCUAUUACCCAACUCGUUCACCAUGGGAUGGUAUUUGUGCCCAUUGGAUAUACAUUCGGAGCUGGCAUGUUCGAGCUGGAGACAGUGAAAGGUGGGAGCCCCUACGGUGCUGGAACUUUUGCUGGGGACGGCUCGAGACAGCCAUCUGAACUCGAAUUGGAGCAAGCAUUUCACCAAGGAAAGUACAUAGCUGGCAUUACAAAGAAGCUCAAGGGAGUGGCUUAAUUUUCAUUCACCAGUAAAAGUACUCUUACAUAUAUAAUUUCUCCCAUUUCCUACAGAUAUGAUAUGUCCUUGCAAAAAAUAAAAAAUCGAUUCUUGUUUUGUGGCAUACGUGUUUUGUUGUCAGUGGUAUACUUUAAAAUUCAAAUGGUAAAGUUUGAGCAUCCGCCCA